Molecule: messenger RNA, 3472 nt
Organism: Chelonus insularis
Lineage: Eukaryota; Metazoa; Arthropoda; Insecta; Hymenoptera; Braconidae
Gene: Kap3
Product: kinesin associated protein 3
Exons: 3
Coding region: 250-2793 (847 amino acids)
Biological process (GO): cilium organization; microtubule-based movement
Cellular component (GO): ciliary transition zone; axoneme; kinesin II complex
Molecular function (GO): kinesin binding
Source: RefSeq, a predicted model, not a curated record
CUAUCAAAUAAUUUGAAUUAUUCUGUGUAUGCGAAUUUAGACCGCUCAGCUAAAGCAACGUCUGAAACGGUUGAAAUGUGAAGGUCUAGCGCUACAGUCACGGACGUCCAAUUGCUGUGGAUACAAUGGUUUCGAUUUAUUUAUUAUUGGUGACAAUAUUUUAAUUUAGAAAUUAGCUAUAAUUAUUUAAUUCGUAGAGCGAAUAGUUGCAAAUCAUCAAAAAAUAAUCAAUAUAGAGUAAAUUAAAUAAUGGAUGAAGCCAAAUUUCUGAAAAGAAAAGUACGAUCAGGUACUUUAGAUGUCCAUCCAACGGAAAAGGCAUUAGUAGUCAAUUAUGAUGUCGAGGCAUUGAUUCUUGGAGAAUUGGGUGAUCCUAUGUUGGGUGAUCGUAAAGAAUGUCAAAAAAUAAUUCGAUUAAAGAGCCUAAAUGCAGACACAAAUGUAUCAUUAUUAGCCAAAGAAGUGAUGGAAAAAUGCUCUCUAAUUCACGAAUCAAAGUUACAUGAAGUAGAACAAUUAAUUUAUUAUUUGAAGAAUCGUAAACCUAACAAUGACUCGAACGACUCUAAUACUCAGUCUCCUAGACCAGCUUCAUCGAACGCAUCAGGCUCUGAAAAUGGAGAUGUCGAACGAGCAGUUAUUAGUAAUGUUGAUAGUUAUAUCGAGUUAUUAUAUGAAGAAAUUCCCGGUAAAAUAAAAGGAUCUUCAUUGAUCUUACAACUUGCCAGAAUGCCGGAUAAUUUAUUAGAGUUAACAAAAAAUGAAUCACUGUUGAGUGCUCUCGCUAGAGUAUUAAGAGAAGAUUGGAGGAGAAGUAUUGAACUUUCUACAAAUAUUAUUUACAUAUUUUUCUGCUUUUCUACAUACAGUCAGUUUCACAAUAUUAUAUUGGAAUACAGAAUUGGAUCUUUAUGCAUGGAAAUUCUAGAACAUGAAUUACUCAGGUAUGAUCACUGGAAAGACGAUAUGGAAAAAUGUCGAAGGCAUUUUGAAACCAGUACCGGAUUAGUUUUAUUUCCUUCAACGAAUGGAAUCAACAAUGACAAAAAAGUUAAACUCACUGAUGAUAUCUGGAAUUGUGAAGGCCCUUUAAAUUAUGAAAUAAAAAGAAGAUCUGCUGAUUUAAAUUUAUAUGUUUCUGAAAAUGAAGUAAAACGAUUAAAAGAAGAUUUGGAGAAAAGUCGUAAAAAAUUCAGAAGUCUAACAAAAAAACAAGAACAACUAUUGAGGGUUGCUUUUUAUUUAUUAAUAAAUAUAGCAGAAAAUACUGAUGUAGAGCGAAAAAUGCGUAAGAAAAAUAUUAUCGGAAUGUUGAUAAAGACUUUAGACAGAUCGAAUACAGAUUUAUUGAUUUUGGUCGUUACAUUCCUUAAAAAACUCUCAAUAUUCCGUGAAAAUAAAGAUUUAAUGGCUGAGGAAAAUAUAAUUGAAAAAUUACCGAGAUUAUUUCAAAAUAAUAAUACAGAUCUUGUAUUGAGUACAUUAAAAUUAUUAUUCAACUUAUCUUUCGAUGCUAAAUUGCGUGGUAAGAUGGUGAGAGUUGGUCUACUUCCAAAACUCAUUAAACUACUCAGCCACAGUGAAAUUAAAAAUAAGACAACAAUACUCGGAUUAUUAUAUCAUCUCAGUAUGGAUGACAAAGUUAAGCAAAUGUUUGGUAAUAUUGACUGCAUUCCAUUGAUAACAGAAAUGGUGUUAGAAUCAGAAGAAGAACGUCCUAAAAAAGAGUUGAUUGCUCUUUGUAUAAAUCUAGCAGCUAAUAAUAAAAAUGCUCAAUUGAUGAUUGAAAAUAAUCGAUUACAUGGGUUAAUACGUAAAGCAUUUAGAAAUCAAGAUUCUUUAAUUAUGAAAAUGAUAAGAAAUAUAUCUCAACAUGAUUCAACAAAAGAACAUUUUGUCGAGUUUGUUGGAGACUUUGCUAUGGCUUUAACACAAUCUGAUUCGCAAGAUUUUGUAUUAGAAAUCGUCGGCGUUCUCGGUAAUUUAGUACUUCCCGAUUUGGAUUAUGCUCAAAUUCUUCAACGGUGUGAUCUAAUUCCAUGGAUACGAAAUAAUCUAGUGCCCGGAAAAGUUCAAGAUGAUCUAGUUCUUGAAAUUGUCGUUUUGCUUGGCACUGCUGCUUCAGAUGAAGAUUGCGCCAGAUUAUUGUGUAAAGCAGAUAUUUUAUUGUCACUUAUUGAACUUCUUAAAGCUAAACAAGAAGAUGAUGAAAUAGUACUGCAAAUAAUUUAUGUAUUUUAUCAAAUUGCCGUUCAUGAAUCAACAAGAGAUUAUCUGAUUCAUGAAACAAAUAAUGAAGCACCUGGUUAUUUAAUCGAUUUAAUGCAUGAUAAAAAUCCUGCUAUACGUAAAGUUUGUGAUGCUUGUUUAGAUGUAAUUGCUUUAUGUGAUAAAAAUUGGGCAGUCAGAAUUAAAGUUGAAAAAUUUCGAUCUCACAAUCAACAGUGGCUAGAGAUGGUUGAAUCAAUAGCAGUCGAUAAUGCUAAUCAUUUAAUUAUUGAUGAAGAUGACAGCUUACCUCCGUUUAUGAGUGGUGAUCUGUUGAAGCACACAAUGCUUUUUCCUUCAGGAAAUUCUACUUCUUUCAAUUCCGAUGAUGCAGAAUCUGUUGUCAAAAAUUUUUCAGAUUCUCCAGAAAAUCCCAGUCGACCUGCUAGUCGUCGAGACCUUGAUGAUAUUAAUGAGUUUAUGGCUCGUUCAAAAUCUCGAAUGUCUAUUGGAUCUGGAAUGGACGAUCUUUAUAGCUCCAAAGUUAGAUUUUCUGAAGCUGAAUCAUCUCAUGUGAGGAUAUAAACAGGAAGAUAUUCCAAAAGAUUAGAGAAGGGCGCAUUGCACGGCACUUCAAAGCUUAAUGUUUCGUAAACAGAAUUUUAAAAUGAAUAAAAAAAUGGUAAAUAAUAUUUUAAUUUUAUUUAUAACAAGUGCACGAAAUAAAUUUUUUAUUCUUAUUUUGUAUGAGGAAAGAUACAUUUGAAUCAUUCUUUUUCAAUGUAUUCCUACAUAUUGACUGAGAUCUCCAAUUAAAGCAUAUACUUGUCAAAUUUUUCUCAUUUUUGUUUUAAUUGUAGAACAGAACAGAAAAAUUAAAUUAUGAACUUCAAAUUUUAUGCCUAGAGCUUUUUAAUUUUUAGAAAAGACUCAUAAUAGAAUUAGAGAUGUGUUACUCUUAAUUACUGUAACUGAAAAUUUCUCAAAUCAAAAGUGUAAUUAGGAUAUCUUUUGUUUAAAUUAAUUUUAUGUUGACUACUUAAUUUAUUACUUAAAGAAUGUUAUUUUGUUUGUAAAAGUGGCUAGAUACCAGCUUGCACAAGUUGUAGAAUGUUUUUUUACAAUUAACAUAAGCAUUAAGAUCUUUUAUUUUAAAUAAAGCAUAAUUUUAUUAUAAUCAUGCUUGUCUCAGACUUCGAACAAGUUCUGUACUGAUCUCAUUGUACGUAUUAGACAUUUAUUAAACAAUAAAAAGCUUAAAUAA